CACCCCCUGUCAGCGCUAGCUCUCUCUUCCUCCCUCCCUCUAUAUAUAUACAUAGAUAUGGAUAUGCAGCAGCCAAAGUGGUAGAUACAUCAACGUCAUCGUCUAUGGAAACAGCCAUGAAGAAUUCACACCACUUUGUGCUGGUGCAUGGAAUUGGAGGAGGAGCUUGGUGCUGGUAUAAAAUAAGGUGCCUCAUGGAGAAUUCCGGCCAUAGGGUUUCGUGUAUUGAUCUCAAAAGUGCUGGAAUUGAUCUAUCUGAUGCAGACUCCGUCCACUCUUUUGAUGACUAUAACAAACCUCUUAUAGAUUUCAUGUCUGCCUUACCCGAUAACGAGCAGGUGAUACUAGUAGGGCACAGCGCCGGCGGGCUGAGUGUGACAGAGGCUACUCGUAAAUUUGCAAAGAAAAUCCGUGUGGCGGUGUAUGUAGCGGCCACAAUGCUGAAAACGGGUUUCCAGACCGAGGACGACCUCAAAGAUGGAGUGCCCGAUCUAUCGGAAUUUGGCGAUGUCUAUGAUUUGGGAUUUGGAUUAGGCACCGAUUGCCCUCCCACAAGUGCCCUUGUCAAGAAACAUUUCCAGCGCACCAUCAUUUAUCACAUGAGCCCCCAAGAGGACUCAACCUUGGCGGGGAUGCUGUUGAGGCCGGGGCCUCUCCUGGCAAUAACCAGUGCUCGAUUCACGGAAGAGCAAGAGGACGACAGGCUGGUGCCCCGUGUGUACAUCAAGACAUUGCUUGAUCGAGUUGUAAAACCCCACCAACAGGACACCAUGAUAAAGAGGUGGCCGCCGUCUCAGGUGUACGUUCUCGACAGCGACCACAGCCCAUUCUUUUCCUCCCCCUUUUUACUCCUUGGCUUGUUCCUCAAAGCUGCUGAUUCUUGCAACUAGCUAGCUAGCUCAAUUCAAAUGUUGUCAUGUUGAAGAUAUAAAUAAUUAAGCAAUUUCUCAAUGUCAUGCUGAUUAAUUAGUCGUUUUUCAAUAACUUCAAUGCAUCAGAUCGAUCGAAAUUGUAAUAAAAUAUCUACCUUAGCUUCUUACUACUAGGAAUUAAUUAUAUAUCUUGAAUAAUAAUGUACUUAUUGU
Messenger RNA from Rubroshorea leprosula, 1085 nucleotides. The record is from the annotation of a GenBank genome assembly. Lineage: Eukaryota; Viridiplantae; Streptophyta; Magnoliopsida; Malvales; Dipterocarpaceae.